Messenger RNA from Artibeus jamaicensis (Jamaican fruit-eating bat), 1428 nucleotides. RefSeq names its product zona pellucida binding protein 2 (gene ZPBP2). The record is from RefSeq and is a predicted model, not a curated record. Gene Ontology annotation, biological process: acrosome assembly; binding of sperm to zona pellucida. Gene Ontology annotation, cellular component: extracellular region; acrosomal vesicle; zona pellucida receptor complex. NCBI's taxonomy places the organism in Eukaryota, Metazoa, Chordata, Mammalia, Chiroptera, Phyllostomidae. The transcript is spliced from 9 exons. The coding region runs from base 1 to 987 and encodes 328 amino acids.
AUGCGAGCGUGGGUCUUAGUUGCCGCAGUGUUCUGGUACCUCCCCCGAACUGGAUGGCAGCGUUUUUCCGAAGUCACUAAAAAAGGCUUCAUUUAUGGCAAGCCAGCGUACACAGUGAAGGUAUAUGUAGAAUUACAUCACAAUAGCCCAUUCCUUGUCUGUAUGGAUAUAAAACAUGCUAAAAAAGAAACAGUGGACCCCACCUACUCAUGGAUUGGGCCUAAUGAAAAACCAUUAAAAGGAAAUAAUCAAAUAAAUAUAACUCAAACAGGAAAGCUGAUGGUGAAAGAUUUUCCAGAGUCUUUGUCUGGACUCUACACGUGUACUUUUUCUUAUAAGAUCAUCAAAGCACAAACCCAAGUAGAAAAGACGGUAAAGCAGAGAUACGAGUUCAUGAUGUUUGCCUAUCGGGAACCUGAUUAUUCAUAUCAGAUGGCUGUACGUUAUACCACAAAAUCUUGUGUAGGAAGUUAUAACGACCUGUUUUUUAGAGAGCUGAAGAAGGUCCUGGAUAACUUAAUCUUUGAUUUGUCCUGCCAUGUCAUCGAAUCAUCAUAUAAAUGCCAUUUUGUGAAAGUUCCAGAACACGGCCUCAUAUAUGAGCUAUUUAUCGCUUUUCAAGUUAACCCUUUUGCAUCACAGUGGAAAAGUGCAUGCCAUGGCACUGCUGAUUGCGAAGAAGUGACUAAUCCUAAUAUCCUCCAGGCAAGAGACCGAAUAGCAGAAUUUUUCCGGAGGCAAGCAUAUCUUUUCUACCAUGAUCCUAAUAAAAUUCUCCCACUUAUACAUUUUGUGGACCACAGUUUUGAAAUGGCACGUAUAGACACCUGUCGUCCAGGCUUUGGGAAAAGCGAAGGUCUACAUAGUAACUGUGCUACGUGUUGCGUGGUGUGUAGUCCUGGGACUUUCAGUCCUGAUGCUAAUGUCACGUGUCAGACCUGCGCUUCCGCCUAUGCCUAUGGAGCUAAAUUGUGUCCGCAAACAUAAAGUGCAGCAUGAAGACCGGAGAUGUAGGUCACACAGUUUUGACUGAAGAGCUCUAAUUUAGGCUCCCGGAGCCUACCUAAUUUUUGUGGAAGAUUUCUGGAACAAGACUCACACAGAAGGAAAUCAAUCAACUUUCAAAUGCAGAGGAGAGACUAAAUUGAGGGUGAAAAUGUGUAUAUGCCUCCUUCUCCUUUCCCUGUGGCCCAGCUCUGUUUGAGCCUAAUAUUCGAUGGUUUUGAAAGCAUCUCCCAAGAUAUGUCUGCCCCAAAUGAUCGAAAACAAGUGAAGAGCGCAUCUGCGGUCUCCACGGAAAGACUCUCACCUUCUGAUUCCUGUCCUGGCUCCAUCGUUUUCCAAUAUGUCUUUGGCAAAGACCAUUUUCUCAUCCCUGCUGUGGGGAAACUAAUACCAGUCUCCACCUCUCUCAAAAUGUAAUUUUAU